GCGAACGAACGAAAAGUGAGACAUGGGGAUACUGAGGGAUUUGAUCAAAAAUUAAUAUUUUAAGUAAUGCUUAUAAAGAGAUUGGACUAUGGAUAUUUUGUGGUGUGUUAUAGGACUUUUACUCUGUAUAACGGAUGCCAAUAGUACAGAAUGUCCAGAAACAGUGAGUUUGCCAAGUCUCGCGAUCUAUGGUACGGGACUUUCGAUUUACGAAAAGAUAGCAGCGUUUCCGUGUGAUGGACAUUUGAUUGGAUGGCGGACAAUUGGCGCCAAACCUGAAUAUAACAUACAGUUCGGAAUAUGGAUCCCAAAUUACGGUACCCACAAACUCCUCACCUUUUUAGACCGUAUUAACCAAGGAAGUGAUGACAACAUGGAACCGGUCAUUAUCGAAAAAGGAGAUUUCAUGGGUUUUGUUUUGCUUAAGAACGACUCGCUCACUGUGCCUGAUUUCAUCAUACCACCACGAAAAACUGCCAACACCAACUUCAAAUACUCAAAUCUUGUAGCUGUGGUCCCACAGAAUACUAUAAGAGGAAGUGUCAUUUCAUUUAAGGAAAUAUCUUUCAAAUUGGUGCCCUUGAAUUUCACAAUUCAUGUCAAAAUGGAUUAUAGCGGUACAUAUAAAGCCAGAUGGGAGGCUUCUCGGAAGAAGAGCCACAACAAGCGAGAUAAAUGGAGAAGCUGUACCAGUCAUAAUCUCCCAAAUUGUGAAACAUGUAGAAAAGUCAAAGGUAAAGUCAUCUGCACAUUUUGCAAAGAUGGAUUCUUUGGACAAACGUGCAAGAAACCGUGUCCCGAAGUCUGUUCUACCUGCAUGCAGGAGAGUGGCAGUUGUGAUAGAUGUACCACGGGUUACUUUGGGGAAAAUUGUAAGGAGAUGUGUCCCAUCAGAUGUAGCCCCUCUCUGGGUUGUAACGCGGACAGCGGCUGUGGGGAAUGCCAGCUAGGAUUUCAGGGAAUGUGGUGCGAGGAGUUCGUCUCCAGCUGUGAUGAAGGAUAUUUUCCUGGGGCUAGUUGUGAAAACGAGUGUCCAGAAAAAUGCAUAUCCUGCAAUAUAUCAGAUAGUGAGUGUAUCGUCUGCAAAAAGGAAUCACAAUGGAAACAAUGUGUUAAAGCUGUUGUAGGAAGCAAAGAUGUAUCGGAGGAAAGAUCCAGUUCUCUGGGAGCCAUUCUGGGGGCCGUCUUUGCUCUCCUCACUCUCGGAGUUGUAGUGACUGGAGUUGCUUUUUAUAUAAUAAGGCGUCGGCGCAGCAAUAUUUCGAGAAAAGCCAAUGUCGACUCCGAAACAGUAAAUGGUCUCCCCUCGCGAGAAACCUUAGAAGAAAACGCACGUCAGAGCAAUCCUUAUAUCAUCAAUUUUUCACCACCCAGUAAAAACCAAAAUAGACAACUUCCUUUACCCCCAAACGAAGGCGAAGAUGGCUAUAUGGAACCUCAUACUCUAUCAAAACCGGAUGUGACAUCACCUCUUCUACAGGAAGAACAACAUUCGGAUACCAAACCAGUCGUCAAGUUACUUAUCAGUGAAUCAGAUCCCAGCGGGCCGGAAUCUCAUGUAGAGGAUGUAUAUGAGACAAUGGGGGAAAUUGAACCUAUAGAAGAAACAUUUGAAUAGAAAAGAGAACUUCUUUAAAGUGCAAUCAUGCAUUGUUAUAUAGAUAUGUGCUUUAGCUUUUAUACCUUUUCGACAAGUACAUUUUUCUUCGUUUAUGUUGAUUAAUCAAAGAUUAUGAUGCCUGAAAUCUGCAAGGGACUUAAAGAGUUACUUAAAGCUACUUUGGUUGAUGGCAGUUGUGUCAGUAGUGUAAAAGUCGUUUAUAGAAUUUUUUGAUAAGCCACUUACAACUUCAUAAAACGAACGUGUUUAUUUAUUGCGCAUUUAAUAUGAUAAGUUAAUUUCUAAAAACCAAUUAUUUUCCUUACUUUAUUUUUCAACCUUGUAGGAUGUGGAUACUUAAAAACUCCAAAGAACUUUUAGUAGAUUUGAAAUCACAAAAUUUUUAUCAAAAUCAAUAUCAUCAAAACGACUUUUCAACACAUAAUACAACCAUUCCCCACGAUAAAUUAAAGUCCAGGCUUUUUUGACAUCAUAGACAGCUGCUUUUCAAUAAAUUCACUUACCUUGUCAUUGGUUAUUUGCAAAAUUAUUUUGUUAAACACAUUCUGAUUGUACACAUAAGCACUCUGAAGUUCAUAUUAAAAAGAUGCUUGAGUUUCUGAUUGACAA
Molecule: messenger RNA, 2230 nt
Organism: Saccostrea echinata
Lineage: Eukaryota; Metazoa; Mollusca; Bivalvia; Ostreida; Ostreidae
Product: multiple epidermal growth factor-like domains protein 11
Exons: 6
Coding region: 89-1618 (509 amino acids)
Source: RefSeq, a predicted model, not a curated record